Messenger RNA from Sinocyclocheilus grahami, 906 nucleotides. It is a transcript of the gene ostn, whose product is annotated as osteocrin. Bases 84 to 488 code for a protein of 134 amino acids. Lineage: Eukaryota; Metazoa; Chordata; Actinopteri; Cypriniformes; Cyprinidae. The transcript is spliced from 5 exons. The record is from RefSeq and is a predicted model, not a curated record. Gene Ontology annotation, molecular function: signaling receptor binding. Gene Ontology annotation, biological process: hormone-mediated signaling pathway.
ACGCAGAGAACGUGAGAAAUUCCAGGAACUGCACAGUGUCCAUCUGUCCAUCCCCGUGUGACUGAAACCAAAUCAGAUUAAGGAUGCUGGGUUGUGGAUGUGUGCUGCUCUCUGGUCUGCUGACAUUGACCUUGUUCCACUGCAGUGUGGAAAGUCUUCAUGUACCCCAAGAAAGAUCAGAGUAUGUGGAACCAUCUGUCGUGGAGGGCCGCAGUGUCCAGCAAGGCCAGACCGAGCAGAAGACCUCAGGAGUCGUGAAUGCUAAAAUCCUCCUGCACGACCAGCUGGUCCGACUGGAGAACGAUGUCAUUGAGACCAAGAGGAAACGCAGCUUCCCUGGAUCCAACACGCCUCUUGACCGCCUGUCAAUCAGCACCAUGGAUCCCAAAAGCAACAAGCAGAGGAAGGUCGUUGAGUUGCCGCGGCGACGAGUCAGCAUUCCCAUUGACCGGAUUGGCGUAGGCCGUCUUCCCAGCAGCCGAGGAUAGACCCCGCCUCUGACCACGCCCCGACAAACAGAGGGUAAUAUCGCAGGUAGAUGAUAUGCAUGAUAAGCACACCAGCCGGCUACUCACUAACCACUGAAUGAUCUUAGCGUUCUCAACACACCUUUAAUCAUCUGCUCCAGAGCUAUUCUGAUUUAGACCUUAUAUCUGAUCAAACUGUUUAUUUCCAGUUCUGACUCAUCAUCAUAUAAAUUCAACAUCUAAACUGUAUUGCUUUCAUGAAAUGAGUUCCGUUUAUGAUGUCAGAAGCAUUAGCCAAUCAGAGAGGAAUCUGCUCAUGGCUUCCGUUAUUGCACAUCUCAAUAUUUACUCCAGUGCCUCACGACUUCUCGCUUGCUGUAAUAUACAUAACUAUUGUCAUUUUCUCACUUUGACUGGAGGCUGUUCAGCCUUGACAAUA